Molecule: messenger RNA, 2364 nt
Organism: Austrofundulus limnaeus
Lineage: Eukaryota; Metazoa; Chordata; Actinopteri; Cyprinodontiformes; Rivulidae
Product: single-stranded DNA-binding protein 3
Biological process (GO): positive regulation of transcription by RNA polymerase II
Cellular component (GO): nucleus
Molecular function (GO): protein binding; single-stranded DNA binding
Source: RefSeq, a predicted model, not a curated record
GGAGCAAAGAGAGCGCAAGAAGAAGAGAGAGACAGGGAGACAACACUAACUGGGUAGCUAUGGAGAUAGUAGGUUUUCCUGGUUGCUUUCUUUGACAGGUGUCGAGUGGGAUAAUAAAAUAAAAAGUACCAAGAACAGCCUCCAAGAUGUACGGCAAGGGGAAAGGAGCUGUGGUCCCCUCGGAUAGCCAGGCGAGAGAAAAGUUAGCGUUAUACGUGUACGAGUACCUGCUACAUGUGGGAGCACAGAAGUCCGCACAGACUUUCCUAUCUGAGAUUCGAUGGGAGAAGAAUAUUACAUUAGGAGAACCACCCGGAUUCCUUCAUUCUUGGUGGUGUGUAUUCUGGGAUUUGUAUUGUGCAGCUCCAGACCGAAGAGAGACAUGUGAACACUCCAGCGAGGCAAAGGCCUUCCAUGAUUAUAGUGCAGCGGCAGCGCCCAGUCCGGUGAUGGGCAACAUGCCCCCCAACGACGCCAUGCCAGGUGGUCCCAUGCCUCCAGGCUUCUUCCAGGGACCACCCGGCUCUCAGCAGUCCCCUCACGCACAGCCCCCCCCACACAACCCCAGCAACCCCAUGAUGGGACCCCACGGCCAGCCUUUCAUGUCACCGCGGUAUCCAGGUGGACCACGCCCCUCACUCCGAAUGCCAAAUCAGCCUCCUGGUGGAAUCCCAGGGUCUCAGCCUCUCCUGCCAAACAGUUUGGACCCAACAAGACCGCAAGGACAUCCUAACAUGGGUGGACCAAUGAGAAUGAAUCCUCCCAGAGGAAUGGCCAUGGGCCCACAGAAUUACGGUGGCAUGAGGCCUCCUCCAAACUCUAUGGGUGGUCCCAUGCCAGGAAUGAACAUGGGUCCUGGAGGAAGGGGGCCUUGGCCAGGACCUAAUGCAAACUCUAUAGCCUACUCCUCCUCGUCUCCAGGAAACUACGUGGGUCCCCCGGGUGGAGGAGGACCACCAGGAACUCCCAUCAUGCCCAGCCCAGGUGAUUCAACUAACUCCAGUGAAAACAUCUACACAAUGAUGAAUCCUAUUGGACCAGGAGGCAACAGACCCAAUUUUCCUAUGGGACCAGGGCCUGACGGGCCCAUGGGAGCAAUGGGAGCGAUGGAACCACACCACAUGAACGGAUCGCUAGGGUCUGGGGAUAUGGACGGGUUGCCAAAGAGCUCUCCUAACAACAUGGGAGGCAUGAACAACCCUCCGGGAACGCCGCGAGACGACGGCGAAAUGGGCGGCAACUUCUUGAACCCAUUCCAAAGUGAAAGUUAUUCACCCAACAUGACGAUGAGUGUGUGAUUUUCUUUUUCUUUUUUUUUCUUUUUGUUUUUUUUAUUGGUAUUUUUUUCUUCCCUCCCUUAAAUUUUUGUGACCCCACACCCAUUUGUUUUUAAAUUAAAAUCCUUCCUCCACCUUGGAUUGGACCACUCCUUACAAACACACACACACACACACCCUCCCCAUCUGCCCUCUUCCCCUGAUGGGACCCUCCACCACCACCCGCCGCCGCCGCACGCCACCCCCCGCUGUCCUCCUCCCACCCGGGAACUCCACGGCCACGCACCGAACGCAGCCUUCCGGGACYGCUCUAGAGCAUGCUGGGACUCUAAUUAAGUCGGGCCCUCCUGGAGCGUGCAAAAUGGCCGCGGGUGUGAACAGGAAGCAGUCGCAGAGCAACAGGAAGAGCCUCCUCUCCGGCUUUCUGUCAGCAUCCAGACAGUGAGGGGACGGUGCCACAGAGAGAAGAGACUGYACACAGCCCUCCCUCACAGACGCAGUUUCUCUCUGCAGCUGCCUGGAACCGUAUCAACCACAACGUUGAAUCUUUUAUUUUAUUUUCUGCUUUAUUAUUUUUUUUAAAUCAUCUUUUUUGUCGCUGCUGUUCCCGACAGAUCCAGUGGCAGGUCGAAUGAAACCACCUCUGUGUCCCUCCCACACUGUUUUACAUGCGUGUACAUUUGUAACAGAGGUGUUGUGACGAUCAAUGAACAUGUUUUUUUUUCCAUAUAUUUUUGUGUAUGUAUUGUUAUUUUUAUUAUUGUAUUAUUGUUAUUAAUAAUAAUAUUGGUAUGAUCAUUUUAAGACUAGGUUCUAAUAUUGUUUUAUUGUUGUUGUUUAUUACGGGCACAUUAUCACAAUGAAGACAGCACAUGUGCACACAAGUCAGAAAUCAUUUUGCUGUGUAAGAUUAUUGCUUUUUUAUCAGCACACCGCCCCCUGCUGGUAAGAUUAUGUCCAUCAUGGUACUGAUUGGUUUUUAUUCAUCUUUUAUUUGUUUUUGUUUAGUUUUUGCUAACGAGCAGAAGCCUCUUUAGCAGCUUCCCUGCAGUAAAAUACACAGCUCUAUUUAUUUAUGUACUUUUAA